AUGUUGGUGGAGAAGGUGGAUCAGAUGAUGGAGUGGAGCUCCAGGCGUUCCGUGAUCCGGAUGAACGGCGAUAAGUUCCGGAGGUUCGUCAAGGCCCCGCCCCGGAACUACUCGGUCAUCGUGAUGUUCACCGCGCUGCAGCCGCAGAGGCAGUGCUCCGUCUGCAGACAAGCUAACGAGGAGUACCAGGUGCUGGCUAACUCCUGGCGCUACUCCUCAGCUUUCUCUAACAAACUCUUCUUCACCGUGGUGGACUAUGAUGAGGGGGCGGACGUCUUUCAGCAGCUGAAUAUGAACUCAGCCCCUACCUUCAUGCACUUCCCAGCUAAGGGAAAGCCUAAGAGGGCAGACACCUUUGACCUCCAGCGGAUCGGCUUUGCCUCGGAGCAGCUGGCCAAGUGGAUUGCAGACCGCACCGACGUACAGAUCCGUGUGUUCCGUCCUCCUAACUACUCUGGCACCAUAGCCCUGGCCCUGCUGGUGUCCCUGGUAGGAGGGCUGCUCUACCUCCGCAGGAACAACCUGGAGUUCAUCUACAACAAGACUGGUUGGGCCAUGGCCGCACUGUGUGUGGUGUUUGCCAUGACGUCAGGCCAGAUGUGGAACCACAUCCGCGGCCCACCUUACGCACACAAGAACCCCCAGAACGGCCAAGUGAGUUAUAUCCAUGGGAGCAGCCAGGCCCAGUUUGUAGCUGAGUCCCACAUCAUCCUGCUGCUCAACGCCGCCAUCACCAUGGGGAUGGUCCUGCUCAACGAGGCGGCGACGUCCAAAGGAGAUGUGGGAAAGAGGAGAAUUAUCUGCCUGGUGGGACUGGGCCUGGUGGUGUUCUUCUUCAGCUUCCUGCUGUCCAUCUUCAGGUCCAAGUACCACGGCUACCCCUACAGCUUCCUUAUAAAGUGAGUCUGAGGCGCCGUCUUCAGAGUGAAGAGGCUACUUGCUGCUAGCUGAGAGGCUGCAGACACCGGGACAGGGUGC
Molecule: messenger RNA, 978 nt
Organism: Salvelinus namaycush (lake trout)
Lineage: Eukaryota; Metazoa; Chordata; Actinopteri; Salmoniformes; Salmonidae
Gene: tusc3
Product: tumor suppressor candidate 3
Exons: 9
Coding region: 1-903 (300 amino acids)
Cellular component (GO): oligosaccharyltransferase complex
Source: RefSeq, a predicted model, not a curated record